UAGGAGGAGUGGUGAGCGGGAGGCUGUGGUGGGGAAGGCGGCAGGCAGGCGGUCUUGUCUCUUUAAGGUGGCCGAAGCUCGCUGGCGCUGCGCUGAGGGACUGCGCGGAGGCGCGGCCUGCCUCGCUCGCACUUCUCAGCAGCGCGCCCGGGCUGGACCGUCGGUUGGGGAACCUGGGCCAGGCAGCCAAGCGUGGCCGCGGCGCUCGGUGAACGGAAGCGGGCCGGGUGUAGCGUCUGCGGCCGGGAGGGUCUUGUCCAGAGCUCCGGCCUCCGGAGGCCGUGGCCCGCACGGGUUACUUGGGAGCGGAGAGAAACCGAGCUCGCGCGCGGCCUGAGCUCCGCCUACGCGGAGGACAAAGUGGGGUGCCACCGCCGUUGGGUGCUGGGCUUGGGACGCAGACUAGAGCGGCCCUGGCGCCACGAGCUGGCGACACCUCUCCGGCCCCGACUCCUAUAUCUCUGGUGCCGGGCAUUCCUGGCCUUGCCCUGCUCUGCAGCUCGUCGCUUCCUGGGAGUUACUGAUUGUCUUUGAAGAAACAUGAAGUCACAUUCUGUUGUUAUGCUUACUCUAGUCUUCAUCGUGUUCCUGACCUGGAUCCCUGUGUCACUGAGUUGUAACAAAGCACUCUGUGCUAGUGAUGUGAGCAAAUGCCUCAUUCAGGAGCUCUGCCAGUGCCGACCUGGAGAAGGAAAUUGUUCCUGCUGCAAGGAGUGUAUGCUGUGUCUUGGGACUCUUUGGGAUGAGUGCUGUGAUUGUGUUGGUAUGUGUAAUCCUCGAAAUUAUAGUGAUACGCCUCCAACUUCAAAGAGCACGGUGGAGGAGCUUCAUGAGCCAAUCCCUUCUCUCUUCCGGGCACUCACAGAAGGAGACACUCAGUUGAAUUGGAACAUCGUUUCCUUCCCUGUUGCAGAAGAACUUUCCCAUCAUGAGAAUCUAGUUUCAUUUUUAGAGACUGUAAACCAACCACACCACCAAAAUGUGUCUGUUCCCAGCAAUAAUGUUCAUUCACCUUAUUCCAGUGACAAAGAACACAUGUGUACUGUGGUUUAUUUCGAUGACUGCAUGUCCAUACAUCAGUGUAAAAUAUCCUGUGAGUCCAUGGGGGCAUCCAAAUACCGCUGGUUCCAUAAUGCCUGCUGCGAGUGUAUUGGCCCGGAAUGUAUUGACUAUGGUAGUAAAACUGUCAAAUGUAUGAACUGCAUGUUUUAGAGAAGGCAAAGAAAUAGAAACCAAAGCAAUUGAGUAAAAGGAAAAAAAGAAGUAUAAAAAGCUAUUUUCUGAGCUGGUUGAAUCAGAAUGCCAGCAGGUUAAGAAGAUGUAAAGAAUUUGUGCUGAGUUACCUUUAAAAUAUGUCAAAUCCAGCAAUGUAUUAAAUUAUGAUUACUGAUCAUACUGAUUUUACUGUCCACUACCAAUAAGCCCUUUCCUCUUUAUACAUGUACAGCUUUGGUUGUAUGAGAAGCAUUUACACAGAGGACACCUUGAAAGUUCUGAGGUUUCUAACAUAAAGCCUGAUGUCAUUUUCUUCUAACAUUCCAAAAGUGUUUUGUUUUGAAGCAUUAGAGCAUGCUAACAUAAGUUAUGAUUUCUUCAUGCACUACUCCUAGGACACUGAGUUGUCAUAGUUGCAUGUCAUUCUCUACUGUGCUUUAUAUUGCUUAUCUGUUCUAUAAAUAGGGUAGAUAUUUAAAUAUGUUACCCUGAAACUCAUUAAAAUCAGCAUAAAAAGCUUAAUUUCAAACCUUUUAAUGUUGUUUUUAGAAAGUAAAUGCUUACUAUGUUUUACAAUUUAAAAUUUGAACAUAGAAUUCAUCCUAUAAUACAAAUACUUUAGGGAAAACUUUAAGGAAAGUUCCUUCUUCUCUUCUGUCUCCCUGCCCAAAGUGCUGAUGUAGGUAGUAAUGAAGAGUCUCUAUCAAGAAUUUCAGGGCAUACUUACGAGACUGUUAAAUGUGCUGCUAGUAUAAAUAGUUAGGAAGUUAAAGCAUUCCUCUGACUUAAGUUACCAGCUUAAAGGGCACUAGGAAUGGCAAAUGAAUGCUAGGUCAGACUCCAUGUAGGGAGCAAGGAAACAGUUUGUCCCGUGUACAGAAAUGGUACAGCUGAAAGGUGAAGCCGCGCUCAGAUAAAGAGUGAGCCUGCUCAGCCUCAGCACACACAACCAUGUUCUGUUCUGCUGUGGAUGAGUGAUGGGAGGGGCUAAAGAAGAGAAUGCAUGGUAUAGACCGGGGAGGUUGAAAAUGCUGGAGAUUCUAAUGGGAAACAAACUAAAAACUACUUACAUUAAUUAUUUUGUUAUCUUGUAAUCUUUCUUUUAGGUUUAUAUCUAGAUCAGAUGUUCUUAUUAAACAAGCAUAGUUAUACGUUAGGAGGUUAAGAUUAUGGAACCAAAAAAAUCUUUUUUCAAGAUGUUAACUUCAAAUACACUACAGAAUAUUUUGUCAACUUUUUAUAUAAUGUUUCAAUAAAAAUAAGCUUAGAUACUAUGUGCCCUUCAUAGUAAUAAAAUUGCAAUCCUCAAGCAUCUAAACAUAUUUAUAUUACAGACUUAACUUUAUAAAAUUACUAAUUUCUCAAAUAGGACAUAUUUGAAUUACAUGUAACUUUUGAGGAAUACCUCUUUGUAUAUCUAAAUAUUUUAGUACAUAAACAUGGAUAAUAGUCUUAGGCACUUUGUAUUCAUUAUCUGAACAGUAAUUAUAAGAUCAUAUGUAAUAUUAUGAUUAACCAUGAUAAAGUUUGAAGCCUUAAUACCUUUCUGCUCUUUCAGAUAAACCCAGUGAAUAUUCAAGGUACUUUAGCUUUUUGUAAAGUUGAAAUUUAGCUUUUGGAUGUAUUUUUUUAAUUGGAAAACAUUGGGAUAUCCUUUUCUUACUUUUACCUAGUAUUUUAAUAAUACUUUUACCUAGAAUGCCUCUGUUUAAAAGCACCUUGAAAACAUUUUAGCUCCUGUUCUUCAUUAAUACCAAUGAAGGUGAAGGUUUUCUUCAACUUGAGAAUCUGUAGCCAGCUGAUUCAUUUCAACUUUGCAGUUUUUCAAAGUAAUUUUAUAUUUACCUGUGAAUAGAGGAAUACUUCUGUGUUUAUUGACAACAUGCUUAAUGUUUCCUUAAAUACAGCAACAAACUUUUUAAAACUGCAUUUGUUGUCUUUUUUAGGUCUUCAUUACUAAAUUUUCAAAUGGAAUAUAUCUUCUUCACCCUACAUUGGGAGGAUAAUUUCUUGAAUCAUAUUAUGUUUUAGCUGAUUUUUCUUCCCUUUGUUUCUCCCACUAGAAAUUAUCCCUAAGUGUAGUGCUUAAUUUUUCUGGUGUAUAAAGGUGUUGAAAGAUGGAGUUCACCUGAAAGAUUCCAUUUUCGAUUUUGACUAUCAAUAUGUUUUCAAAUUAAAAGUAUAACAUUUGGGGAGUCAGUAUAGCUCCACUAAAAUUUAGACCUUUUAUUACCAUUCUAAGCACAAUUUACUUCUAUGUAGAAGUUCUGAUUUAAAAAAUUGUUUUUAA
Phyllostomus discolor (pale spear-nosed bat) is the source of this 3505-nucleotide messenger RNA. It is a transcript of the gene TWSG1, whose product is annotated as twisted gastrulation BMP signaling modulator 1. The transcript has 5 exons. Lineage: Eukaryota; Metazoa; Chordata; Mammalia; Chiroptera; Phyllostomidae. Gene Ontology annotation, biological process: regulation of BMP signaling pathway. The record is from RefSeq and is a predicted model, not a curated record. The coding region runs from base 541 to 1212 and encodes 223 amino acids.